UAGGAGAGAAUUAGUUGGAAAGUUAUCAUGUGAAUCCGAGAUUUAUGGCUGUCUAGCCAUACUCUUAAUUAAUCAUGUCAGUUUCUGCGCUGCAUAUACGGUAGUCGCGUAUUAAUGCGAUAACAGUUUAUUACCCUCUAAAGAAAGGAUACACUCGUGAAAUCGAUGUGGGCUUAAAAGUGGGAGACGGCAGCUAGGAUAUAUCUGAACAUCACUCGUUUGCACACGCAUAGUAUCUUUACAAGCAACGUAUUCGGUCAUUCCCGGUCAUGUUUCACGGAGCUUAAAAAGUUACGAAGAUAUCUCGUUAAAAUUUCUGUCCUCAUUAUCUUAUUUUAGUUUUUAUUUUAGUUUGAUAUAAAUGAUCUUGUACUCUUGAAGUAUUCUUAAAUGUUAGCAAGACGAUUUUAAGAGCUAUUCUAAGAAUAGUUAUAGACUAUUGAAUGUGAUAGAUGCUUUUUCGACAGGAAACGUUUGCUUUUAUAAAAAUGGCAUGGUCCAAGUUUAUUUUGUACUUGUCGCUAUUGCAUCGAUUUUCGAUUUGUUUGUGCGCAAAUGAAGCCGCGCUAACUUUGCAAAAUCUUCCGGUUCCGGAGGACACUGUUAUUAAUGUUGAGAAGAAUUUUACGGAGCAGUUGAUCCGUGACAAAGACGAAUCAGAAUCCUCGUCGAGAACCACGAGUGUAUACAACAGUACCGAGAAAGCCGAUGGCGAACAUCGGGAUUUCGAUCGAGCUCUAAAAAUCUGGGAUCCAAUUGUCGUUUCGCGUAUCUGGAAGAACGACACGUACCAAGAUGCAGGCAUUUCGUUAUUCUGCGGCGAGGACUUGACUCGUUACUCGAUGGGUCUAUCGAAAAGGGCGAAUUGGGCUUUGAGAAUGAUGGAUGCGGAUGGCAAACACAUUUGGGGCACAUUUUCCGGUAAUAUAUAUUGGCUCGGAGACGUGGACCAAUGUCGCCAAAUGGAGAACGAAUUCACGAAACAGGAUGAGAGACUCCAGCGAAGUAAACAAUUACCGCCCUUUCGCGUCAGUAUGAACUCCAUCAAUCUUGCCCUUGAUAUUCUGCAAUUAGGAGUAAACGGGACUCGCAACAUCACGCUUGGAUUGUGCUUGCCAUUAACGUGCAGCACAAAGGACGUCGAAAGACUUUUAUAUUUUGUACAAAAUCAAUCUGAUUUUCCGCUAAAGAUUACCAUUAAUCACGUACGAAAUCUUUCAACAGGAUAUGCAUUUCGCCAAGAUACGACAUUUUACAUUUUGUUAGUUUCCUUCGUCAUGGUAUGUGCGCUUACACUAAUCGGCACUUGUUAUGACGUUACGCUGCGUUACAAAGUCUUACGUGGAACUGAUGAGGAGCGCAGUGAUAGUAACACAGUAACGUUAUCAACGCUCAAACCAGAUAGGAAAGUCGAUCGUGAAGUUACCAUUUCAAAAUUAUGGACUGUGAAGACUCACAAUGGUUCCUUGGAUGUUCGCAAUUCGGAUACUACGCCGAAACCUUGGUCGGAAGCGUUGUUGUCCUUCAGUCUACUCGUGAAUAUAUCCAAACUCUGCAGUCUGGAUGUUGGCACGGAUACUUUAGCGCCGAUACAUGGCCUGAGAUUUUAUUCGAUGCUCUGGGUGAUCUUGGCACAUACGUGCUUGAUAACCAACGAAAUCUCAGAAAACAAGACGUUCCGGAACAUGGUGGAGGAAGACUUUUUCUAUCAGACCAUCGGUAACAGUAUAUAUUCUGUGGACACAUUCUUCUUUAUCAGUGGAUGCUUGGUGACGUUUCUCUAUUAUCGCACGAUUGCGAAUAAAAGGAUACGAGAGAAAAGGAUGACGAAGGGCUGUCAUGGUCAGGUCCUGCAGUUCUUUGGGAUGAUGUUCUAUAGAUACUUUCGCCUGACCCCGAUUUACCUGCUGGUGAUCGGUCUAGUCCAGGUGUUGAUGAAAUGGUAUCACGAUCAUUCCAUGAUCGAAUUACCUACGGCGCUGGAUUACGAGGCCUGCGAGAAAUUCUGGUGGCGGAAUGCCCUGUACAUAAAUACUUAUUUCAGUACAGUGGAACGAUGCAUUUCCUGGAGUUGGUACUUGGCGAAUGACACGCAGUUUUACACCGUGGGCACGAUCAUCCUGAUAAUCGGGGCAAACUUUCUACCGGCGGCCGCACUCAUCGUCGCUUUCUUUUUGAUCGCCUCUUGGGUCACGACGGCGAUAAUUACUUUGCACACUGGACACGUACCAAGCAUCCAGGAGCCGUUUGCACAUUAUGAGAGCCUUUACGACAAGCCGUGGGCGAGAAUAGGACCGUAUCUUAUAGGAAUGGUCACUGGAUGGUAUCUCUUCAAGAUCAACUGCCAGGCAAAUAUAAAGAAAGUUGUCGUUGUGCUUGGUUGGUCUCUUUGCUUGAUUAUCAUGACGAGUAUAGUAUAUGGGUUGCACGAAACUACCUUUGGACCGGCAUUGUCCGUGUUAUACACAACGCUGUCGAAUUCCGCCUGGGCGAUAUGCUUAGCAUGGAUCUUGAUCGCCUGCCUUACCGGUCACGGUGGUGUGGUGAAUUGUAUACUCUCCUGGAAGUAUGUGUAUCCAAUCUCCAGAUUGACGUAUUGCGCCUACCUGGUGCAUCCCAUGCUCAUAAGAAUUAUAAUACUACAGGGUGAACGUUCGUGGCAUCUCUCACGCAGUUUCUUGGCGACGCUAUAUUUUGGAAAUGUGAUGAUGUCAUACGCCGUUUCACUGUUCCUCAGUCUGUUAUUUGAGGCACCGGUGGUAUCCCUGUUGAGAAUACUUCAUCCUUUGAGAGAGUGGAAGCAACUGUAAUUCAAUUUUUGCUCCUCAUUACCGAUAUAAAGAGAAAUAAGAAGUCAAGGGUUACGGAUAUGCUGCAAAAAUUAUAUUCCAUUUUUUUAUAUUGACAAAAUAUAUGUGUAUAUAUAUAUAUAUAUAUAUAUAUAUAUAUAUCUACUUGUAUUUUUUUAUAUGUCACAACUCUAAGUAACCAAUCUACACCGCUAAACAGAAAUAUUAUAAAUAAUCGUAAAUUGUCUUUUCCUUCUCGACGAUUCCCGUUUCUGUGCAAAAAUAACGGUAUAACGAAGAGAAUGAAUAUAAAAUGUCAUCUUUAUCUUAAGUAAAACCUAUCCCUUUUGAAAAGAAAGUUCCGAGAGAGAGAAACAUAUUGUUGUACCUGCUCUUUGGGACAUUCGAUAUUUAUCGUUAUUCCCGAUACUGAUGCCUGAGGAGAACGGGCGUUCCUUGAGUUUAUGUUUACGGAGUAUUGACAACGAGUUGUUUAUGCGGAGUUGACGACGAG
Molecule: messenger RNA, 3303 nt
Organism: Odontomachus brunneus
Lineage: Eukaryota; Metazoa; Arthropoda; Insecta; Hymenoptera; Formicidae
Product: nose resistant to fluoxetine protein 6-like
Exons: 13
Coding region: 453-2810 (785 amino acids)
Molecular function (GO): acyltransferase activity, transferring groups other than amino-acyl groups
Source: RefSeq, a predicted model, not a curated record